GAAAUGAGUAAUUGAGGUACCGCAACCAUAGUGCAAAUUUGGCACAUUCGCUCGCUUUCAACGACACGACAGAUAUUGAACAUUCGCUUGAACGGUCGAAGACGAACAAGUCGCUCUACGAAAUAGCGACAUGCAUCUCUCCUGGUCUCUCGUUUCGCUUUCAGCCGCAGCAGCCUCCGCGCAAGAUCCCACAUUGAGUAGACGGCUGGCUCUCAAAUAUAGCAACAAAGGCCCGCGAGGUGUGGCUUAUACCAAUUCAACGGCGCUUUCGAACUCCUCGACUACAACCACUAGCACAUCUCUAGCACCACCUUCCUUGCCAGUCAUCUCUACAGGUUCAUGGACCAACUCUAGUGUUGCCGUUUUCUUAAACAGCACGACAGAUACACCAACAUGUACUGGAUCUGUCACAUAUGUAGGGGCGGUCCCUCCUACCGUAUACGUUACGGUCACCGAAGGCUUUGACGUGACUGUUACAGCCAGCAAUGUGUCUGUGACGGACACUGCGACUUUGAUAACUCCAUUGCCUGCUUGUCAGGCCACAGUAAUACCUGGAGCCGUACCAGGAGCGUCGAACGCCCCAUUCAUACCUGCCAAUGCAACCGCGGAAACGGCAAGUCCAACCCGGACUGGUGGACUCGUCCCACAGAUAUUCCCUGCCAGUCUCCCACAGGUAGCGACCGCGAGUCCUGAAGAGACGGCGACCGCACCACCGUUCGCACCGGCUGCCACUCAAGCCACUCCAGUAUACACCAGCGCCUCAUAUACGAGCACGGUCAUCGUCACCAAGAAGACACCAGUCACGGUGGUCGCUCCUUCAACCACUUCUCCUGCCGUCAACUUCCAAUCUAUCUCGCCCGCUUCAGCGCCUUCGCCGCCCUCUCCCACGACGCGAAAGACGUCAAGCACAGCAAGCCCUGGUGGGAACAAUGCGCCAGGGGGCGGAAAUGGAGGCGGGGACAGCAACUCUGGGGGAGCUUCGCAAGCAAGCAGUACUGGUGGCAGUGGUACCGGAGGAUCGAAUCAAGGCAGCAGUGGCGGCAACAGUUAUACAGGGUCGAGUUCGACUUCAGGUAGUAACAGUGGCAGCGGAAAUACAGGAGAAGGAUCGAGCAAGAACGGCAAUACUGCAGGAAGUGGAAGCGGAGGUAACACCAAUCCAGGUGCGAAGACGAACAUCGUUGCCACAAGCUCUCCGCCGACCCCGAAUCAAGCUGGAGCUGGAACUGGCCAGAGCACGUCGGUCGCAACGACAUCGACGAAAUUAGGCCUUGGGAACAUCAUUGCUUCCAUCCUCAAUUCACCGUUCGCCACGCCGGCACCGACGACUUCUGCAAACGCUAUCGCACCGCUCACGACGACGGUUGAUAACGUCCGAGUCGUUGUCUCCUCUUCCGAUGUCAUUAUUGGCAGUCAAACAAUUGCGAUCCCAACCGCCGCUGCAACCACCGUACAAGCCAAUGGCGCGACAUUCACAGUGCAUCCAUCCGAGAUAGUCGCUCCUUCCGCCACGAUCACCAUAACACGAGUUCAGCAGAACAAUGUAGCCAUGACGUCUGCACCUGUGCAAACCGUAUCGUUCAUCACGACUGUCGGCGAUCUGACCUUCACCGUUGGACCGACCGUUGCCAUCUUAUCCGGCACGACCUACAGAAUUGGUGCGAAUGCGCCGGCAACCACGGUAAUUGUUCAUGGAACCAAGGUUUCAAUCGGCUCCGACGGUGUGGGAUUACCCAGCACCACUAUAGCGCCUGCUACUCUGGUCACGUCGCCGUUCGUCGUGUACACGACUGAAGGCCUGACAUUUUCGGUGGAUCAGAGCGAAGUGGUCGUGGCUGGUACGACCUAUCAAAUCGGAUCUGAUGCUUCUCAGGUGAAGACGACCAUUGCUGGGGAGACGAUAUCGUUUGGACCCGGAGGAGUCGGUCUGGACUCGACGACUAUUGUGCCGACGGCACCUCCAUCGCAAACCACGACAACGCUAGGUAGCGUCAAGUCAACGACAGCAUCGAAGUCCCAUACGGCGGCAUCGUCGACACAGUCUGCAACUGAGACUGACAGUGGUGCAUCGGCACCACGUCUGUCCCUUCUGCAACUUGGUGGCUGGCCUUUCAUGGCUGUCAUAUUGGCAGUGCUUGUGUUCUAAUGCUUUUCAUGGCAUUGCGGAGUUUGGCGCUUGGUAUGGGAGGAAAAGCUUUCCUGGGUAGAAAUGGAUUUUUGGAAUAGUUUAGUAGAUUGGGAUGACAUGAUACCCGGAAUGCAGCAAUG
This is a messenger RNA of Exophiala viscosa, 2268 nucleotides long. RefSeq lists its product as uncharacterized. The transcript has a single exon. The record is from RefSeq and is a predicted model, not a curated record. The coding region runs from base 131 to 2146 and encodes 671 amino acids. NCBI's taxonomy places the organism in Eukaryota, Fungi, Ascomycota, Eurotiomycetes, Chaetothyriales, Herpotrichiellaceae.